AUGCGACCUGCGACCCUUCUGUGCAUCCUGAUCCUGGUCCAAGUUGUAGCUCCAGUGCUUGAGUCGUUCACCUCGAUCUCGCGACCCGCCUGGAAGUCGCCAGCUCAACGCCAAAGACCGCGCAGUCGCGCAGAGACAGAGGGAGGGGCUCCUCUGCCGAAAUAUGUGGAGAUUUCGCAGGAUGCGCUGUUGGCAGCUGCUGUGGUCCAGGGGAGGAAAGAUGCCGUGCCGAUGCUGCUGGACUCAGGCGCGCCCUUGGAAGCCAUCGCCAGCAAGGGCAGGACGGCCCUGGCCUGCGCGGCUGUGGUGAACGAUGCUGACAGUGCUCAACUUCUACUGGAGCCUCCCAAAGAUGUGCUUCGGGUUUACGUGGAGUUUGGUGCCAACUUGGAAGCACAAGACAAUGGAAAGCUGACACCGUUGCUUUGGGCAGCCGUCAAUGGGAAUGAAGAUGUGGUCCGCUUUCUUGUGGUCAAUGGGGCCAACAUUCAAGCGAAAGAUGAGGAUGGAAUGACUGCAUUGGGCCUUGCCACAGUGCUGAAGCGGCAAACGGUUCGGGACUUUCUGACCGAGGCCGGCGCCGGCAAAAAGACUGCCUAG
This is a messenger RNA of Cladocopium goreaui, 600 nucleotides long. Lineage: Eukaryota; Dinophyceae; Suessiales; Symbiodiniaceae. The record is from the annotation of a GenBank genome assembly.